Molecule: messenger RNA, 931 nt
Organism: Desarmillaria tabescens
Lineage: Eukaryota; Fungi; Basidiomycota; Agaricomycetes; Agaricales; Physalacriaceae
Exons: 6
Coding region: 1-663 (220 amino acids)
Source: RefSeq, a predicted model, not a curated record
AUGGCCAAUGCGGAAGAACUUGUAAACGAGUACGAGGCACGGCUCCAAAGGAUCCAUUGGGAAGUUAACAAGUACGGGCGAACGGUGGGAAGAGACGACAAAAUCCCACCAGGCGUCGGAACGGCUUACCAUGACCCGGACACUCCAUGCGUCACGGACAUUGAAACCGUCCAUUCCUCCCAGUGUACAAACCCAAGACACUCCGAUUCACAAGUAUCAGUCGCAGUAAGAGAGGUCACUACCGAGGAAGCGGAGGGAAUACCUAUCGUACAGGAAACAACGGACGACGAAGACUCCAAGUUGGACCUAGAAAACUUGCAAAAGGUGUACGAAAAUUGGGACUUCGACUCCGAAGACGACGACGAUGAUGACGACACCUGGUCCUUUUACAGUCCAUCAGCACAGAGCGGGACGGAGAUGGCUAACAGAAGUUUGCGGUGGGAAACCUCGAGCAGGCUGGCGGCAGAGCUUGUCAGCGAUGUACAGUCCCUUAACGCAAGGACGGGAUGGAAUUUCCGAUUUGAGGAUGGUGCUGAGGUUUCUUACUCCAAUUCGAUGGACGGCAUGGGCCAAGCCAGAGCAUAUCGUCGGUUCUCGAUAUCUUCUUUCAAUACUCUUCCUUCAAUACCCGUGGAUGUCUCUCUCUCGCUUGCCUCGGCUUGAUGCGUAGAGGGUUACGGCUCAUUUUUUUAAAGCAACACCUCUUUUCCGGUAAAGGCACGACAGCGGAUCCAUUGGGUAUAAUGCCGCUCGGCGUCUCCGAUGGACAAUGUCGUGUAAUCCUAUCUAAUUAUCUUCCGGUCUUCCUUAUUGUAUUCACGAUUGUAUUUCUAUAUUCCGCGUUAAUGAUUACGCUGUUUUCAAGUUCUCUGCAUAAUAAUUAGCCGAGAAUUGAGCGGCACAACACUGAAGGAUCUGUAAUGCAACCUCA